CAGCCUGAGUGUAUUUCAAUCCACGUUGGCCAAGCAGGAGUACAGAUGGGCAAUGCCUGUUGGGAACUGUAUUGCCUGGAACAUGGUAUCCAGCCAGAUGGGCAGAUGGCUAGCAAUAAAACAACUGGAGGAUCUGAAAGCUCCUAUGACACCUUUUUCUGCAAGACAGGAAAUGGUGGGCUGAACCCCAGGGCCAUCUUUGUAGAUUUGGAGCCUACAGUGAUUGAUGAAGUUCGCACAGGGACCUAUCGGCGACUUUUUCAUCCAGAGCAGCUCAUCACAGGUAAAGAGGAUGCUGCCAACAAUUAUGCUCGGGGACACUACACCAUUGGUAAAGACAUCAUUGAGUCCGUUUUAGACCGAAUCCGAAAGCUGGCUGAUCAGUGUGCUGGCCUUCAGGGUUUCCUGAUUUUCCACAGUUUGGGUGGAGGCACUGGUUCAGGUUUUGCCUCCCUGCUCAUGGAAAGGCUGUCUUUUGACUAUGGAAAGAAAAGCAAGCUGGAGUUUGCUAUCUACCCUGCACCUCAGGUCUCUACAGCAGUGGUGGAGCCCUACAACACCGUCUUGACUACACAUUCAACCUUAGAGCAUUCAGACUGUGCCUUCUUGGUUGAUAAUGAAGCCAUUUAUGACAUAUGCAGAAGAAACCUGGAUGUGGAGCGGCCCUCUUACACUAACCUUAAUCGGCUCAUUGGACAAAUUGUGUCUUCCAUUACUGCCUCCUUACGUUUUGAUGGUGCCCUGAAUGUGGAUCUAACGGAGUUUCAGACCAACUUGGUGCCAUAUCCCCGUAUCCAUUUUCCUUUAGUGUCUUAUUCACCAGUAAUAUCUGCAGAAAAGGCCAAUCAUGAGCAGCACUCAGUAGCUGAGAUCACAUGCUCCUGCUUUGAGCCAACCAAUCAAAUGGUGAAAUGCGACCCUCGCCAUGGAAAAUACAUGGCCUGCUGUCUGCUGUACCGGGGUGAUGUUGUACCCAAGGAUGUGAAUGCUGCCAUUGCUGCAAUCAAGACCAAGAGGUCCAUCCAGUUUGUGGAUUGGUGUCCCACAGGCUUCAAGGUAGGUGUCAAUCGCCAGCCACCAACUGUCGUACCAGGUGGUGAUCUGGCCAGGGUACAACGGGCAGUCUGCAUGCUAAGCAACACAACUGCCAUUGCAGAGGCUUGGGCUCGUUUGGAUCAUAAAUUUGAUCUGAUGUUUGCAAAACGAGCUUUUGUACAUUGGUAUGUAGGGGAGGGCAUGGAAGAAGGUGAGUUCUCAGAGGCCAGGGAUGAUUUGGCAGCACUAGAGAAGGACUAUGAAGAAGUGGGCAUUGACACUGCUCAGAACAACAUUGAGGAGGAAGAAUAUUAA
This is a messenger RNA of Polypterus senegalus (gray bichir), 1350 nucleotides long. Its product is annotated as tubulin alpha-8 chain-like. Gene Ontology annotation, biological process: microtubule cytoskeleton organization; mitotic cell cycle. The transcript is spliced from 5 exons. Bases 46 to 1350 code for a protein of 434 amino acids. Lineage: Eukaryota; Metazoa; Chordata; Cladistia; Polypteriformes; Polypteridae. Gene Ontology annotation, cellular component: cytoplasm; microtubule. The record is from RefSeq and is a predicted model, not a curated record. Gene Ontology annotation, molecular function: structural constituent of cytoskeleton; GTP binding.